Molecule: messenger RNA, 651 nt
Organism: Callorhinus ursinus (northern fur seal)
Lineage: Eukaryota; Metazoa; Chordata; Mammalia; Carnivora; Otariidae
Product: histone H4
Cellular component (GO): nucleosome
Molecular function (GO): DNA binding; protein heterodimerization activity; structural constituent of chromatin
Source: RefSeq, a predicted model, not a curated record
AUCUCUUAGCGUUGCAGCAAUGUCUGGUCGCGGCAAGGGCGGUAAGGGUCUGGGCAAGGGCGGCGCCAAGCGCCACCGUAAGGUGCUGCGCGACAACAUCCAGGGCAUCACCAAGCCCGCCAUCCGGCGGCUGGCCCGGCGCGGCGGCGUCAAGCGCAUCUCCGGCCUCAUCUACGAGGAGACCCGCGGGGUGCUCAAGGUGUUCCUGGAGAACGUGAUCCGGGACGCCGUCACCUACACGGAGCACGCCAAGCGCAAGACGGUCACGGCCAUGGACGUGGUCUACGCGCUCAAGCGCCAGGGCCGCACCCUCUACGGCUUCGGGGGCUGAGCGCACCGGAUCCCCCCGUAUUUCCAAACACAAAAAGGCCCUUUUCAGGGCCACCCACUUGUCUCUUGAAAAGAGCUGUAGUUAGUCGUCGUUCUUUUUUAGCUCUUGACUCGUGUUGGAGUACUUAGUUUCUAAACGGGUUAAGAAUGGUUAGUUGCUGUUCCGUGUGAGGCGCUUCUUUGAUCGCUUUGUAACUCCGGGAGUUCACUUCAUCGUCGGGCUGCGUCGUUGGUUUGCGGCAUUCGGGUCUGUUUAAGCCGCGUCCUGAGCGUUUUUAUAGCGGCAGAGCAGCUCAUUGUUUUCCCCGGGAGCGUUCUCCG